GUUGACUAAGUCAAUAAUCAGAAUCAGCAGGUUUGGAGUCAGAUUGGCAGGGAUCAGCAGCCUGGCUUGGGAGAAGGAAGUAUAAAAGCCCCCAACCUGGGAGCAGCCAUUACAGAAGUCCACUAGUUCUUGGCAGGAUGGCUUCUCACAGUUUGCUUCUCCUUUGCCUUGCUGGACUGGUAUUUGUGUCUGAGGCUGACCCUACGGCCACUGAGCAAUCCAAAUGUCCUCUGAUGGUCAAAGUCCUGGACGCUGUCCGAGGCAGCCCUGCUGUCAAUGUGGGUGUACAAGUUUUCAAAAAGGCUGCUGAUGAGUCUUGGGAACCAUUUGCCUCUGGGAAAACCAGCAACACUGGAGAGCUUCAUGGGCUCACCACAAAUAAGAAGUUUGUAGAAGGUAUGUACAAAGUCGAAAUAGACACCAAAUCCUACUGGAAGGCACUGGGCAUUUCCCCGUUCCAUGAGUACGCAGAGGUGGUGUUCAUCGCCAAUGAUUCUGGCUUCCGCCACUACACCAUUGCGGCUCUGCUCAGCCCCUACUCCUACUCCACCACUGCUUUGGUCAGCAACCCACAGGAGUGA
Molecule: messenger RNA, 581 nt
Organism: Castor canadensis (American beaver)
Lineage: Eukaryota; Metazoa; Chordata; Mammalia; Rodentia; Castoridae
Gene: Ttr
Product: transthyretin
Biological process (GO): purine nucleobase metabolic process
Molecular function (GO): thyroid hormone binding
Source: RefSeq, a predicted model, not a curated record